Molecule: messenger RNA, 3942 nt
Organism: Penicillium olsonii
Lineage: Eukaryota; Fungi; Ascomycota; Eurotiomycetes; Eurotiales; Aspergillaceae
Source: the annotation of a GenBank genome assembly
AUGCUGCCAACACGAAUGCGCAGGCCCGCGCACGCCCUCCUUGCGUUCCGUUCGCCUCGAAGCUCGAUAGCUCGGUCACUCAAUGCGCCAUGGUCUCGAUUUAACAGUAGCCAAGCACCAAAGCCAGAUCCGUCCUCGCACUGGCUUCGCAACUCUCUCGGUUUUGCUGUCACGGGAACUACAGUUUUCCUAGGCUACUCAUACUACGCUGAUGGCGGAAAGGAGGCUUGGACAACUACUCCGGAGGCUAAGAAAGAAGCCAUUGACGUCAAUGACCUUCGUGCCAAUUUUGUCCAGGAGAAGCGUAGCCUCAAAAGCUCCGCGGUUUAUACAUGGGGCUCAAAUGUUUAUAAGGUGGUGGAUCCGGGAUCCAAAGACACCGACAUCAAGACUCCUCGGCGGUUCAAAUACUUCAAUGGCCAGGUUUUGAGAGACCUCAAGAUCGAGGAAAAGGCCGGUGCAGCAAUUACCGAGAAGGGAGACCUGGUACAAUGGGGUCACGCGUUCUCGGAAACGGACUACAAGCCUACGGAAACCCUUACGGGCAAGAAUCUCACAUCCCUGGCCAUGUCCGAGAGCCGUAUCAUCGCACUAUCUUCAGACGGAACUCUUUACUCUCUGCCUCUUUCUAAAUCAGAGCAAAGCACUGGCCCCAAGUCACGAGAGAGCUCCUGGAUUCCGUUCUGGAAUAGCAAGUCUAACCUAAGCUACCGUGUGCUCACCCCAUCCUUGAAGCUGGGAGAAAAAGUCGUUUCCAUUAGCGGUGGAAUGGAGCAUGUGCUCAUGCUGACAAGCUCAGGCCGUGUCUUCUCUGCGGCGUCGUCUACUGAAAAUUAUCCUUCUCUGGGCCAGCUCGGCAUUGAGGGACUCACCUGGUCCACCAGACCCAAGGGCCCGGCGGAUACCUGUCAUGAGAUCACAGCAUUCAACGGCUCAAAGAUUACUCAAAUAGCCACUGGUGAUUACCACUCACUUGCCCUAACUAAGGAUGGUCGUAUCUUUGGCUUCGGUGACAAUUCCUUUGGUCAGCUAGGAGUGGAUUAUGAACAUGAGCAUCCUCUCAAGGACAAGCCUUGCCCUUUGAGGGUAGACAAGCUUUACCGAAGGAGCAUGUACGAAUCCAAGGCAACCGGAAUUGCCGCGGGUGGAGCCAAUACAUUUUUCACUGUUGAUGCCAAGCGCAUCCUGGGAUCCGAGGAAGAAGCUGCCGAUGUCCGAGACGUUGGGAAUGUGACAGCAGACACAUGGUCCUGUGGCCGAGGAAUUUGGGGCACUCUGGGCAAUGGCAGAUGGGUUCACGUGCAGGAUUCGCCUACCAAGGUCAAAGCAUUGAGUGGAGUGAGCGAGUUCGACGAAAAGACGAAUAAGAUCACCCCUAUCCGCAUCAGAGCCAUGUCCGUGGGUACCACCCAUGUCUCUGCCAUUCUGAACAACACAAUCAAUGUCGGCAAAAACACCAAGGAAACAUUGGACCAAUCCAAGGACUGGGGCUACGACGUCGUCUGGUGGGGAGGUAACGAGCAUUUCCAGCUUGGAACGGGAAAGCGAAGCAACCAGUCCAAGCCGGUCUACAUCAACGCGCCUCCUGAGAAGAAAACCCAGGAGGAGGCACGACUGCAGAUCAUGCCCAGCCACAAGGGCAAGGUCGGGAAGCGCAAUGUGAAGAUGGAACAGCGUGUUGAGUGUGGGCGCCACUGCAAACUGUUAUCGCCGCGGAGACGCUUGGGCCAACGCUUAUCCAGAAAAAUUCCAGCGCUUCAAUCGCAAGUUUCCUUACGACACACCUCCAUAAUGCCCCGCGAGCAACAAAAGAGAGGCCGCAGGGCCGAAAAGAAAGCCGGAAAGGAUGAUACCAAAAGAAAGUUUGAAGAGGACGCCGAAUUGCCCGCGAAGCGUAUGAAGCCCUCCGAUGAGGCCAACGACGCCGAAUUCCACGAUAACGCGGACUACAUCUCACUCGACGUUGGCGAAGGGGACCAGCAGGGCUUCCAGGGUCCAGAGGAAAAUGGCGACAUGCCAUUCUAUGGUCUCCUAGACGAGGAGGAAUCUGAAUACUUCCAACGUGCCAACGAGAUGCUCGAGCUGAACCAGUUCCAAGACGCCGAAGAGCGGAGCUUGUUUGUCGACAGUGUAUACUCGGAAGCCAACGGCAAGGAGCUGAAGAUCGCUUGUAGCCAGGGUUGUUCAAGACUCAUGGAGAAAUUGAUCUCAAUGUCAAAUGCCCAACAAUUGCGCCGAAUCUUCAGCAAAUUCGUGGGCUCAUUCCUGCAUCUGGUUCAGCAUCGCUUUGCAAGCCAUUGCUGUGAGACCCUUUUCAUUCACGCUGCGCCUGCGGUCAUGCAGAAGACAAAAGCCAAGAAGUCCGACGACGAAGAUGGAGAGGAGGAGCCGGGGCUAUCGAUCGCAGAGAUGUUCAUGACUGUCAUUGAAGAACUGAAGGACAACUGGGGAUACCUGUUGACUGAGCGAUUUGCAUCGCACACAAUCCGUGUCCUACUGCUGGUUCUUGCGGGAGAGCCCGUUGAUGUGACAUCCACGGACUCUUUCGUGGCAAGUCGCAAGAAGGAAAGACUCGAAAUCCCUACAAUUCAAGGCGAAGAGAAGGUGGAGCUAUCCAAGACGGAAAAGCACAGUGUGCCUGAAACAUUUGAGCCGGCACUCAAAAAGAUUAUGACAGAUAUGGUCGCCGGCCUCGACGAUACCUAUCUCCGCGCCAUGGCCACUCAUCCAGUUGGCAAUCCUGUUCUCCAGGUGCUCUUGUUCCUUGAGCUUUCACACUUCGGCAAGUCAAGUGCCAAAGAUCCCAAGUCAACCAUCAGAAGACUCGUUCCUGAUGAGACGUUUGAGGAAGAAUCGGAGAGCGCCAUCUUUAUUCGCGGUCUUCUUUACGACCCGGUCGGUUCUCGCUUGCUGGAAACAAUGGUGCGAUACCUUCCUGGAAAGGCAUUCAAGAACCUAUACCGAAACAACUUGGGCGAACGAAUCGGUUCUCUCUCUCGCAAUAGCACCGCCGGAUAUGUCGUUCUCCGCAUGCUGGAGAGACUUGGCAAGGAUGACCUGAAGAUUGCGAUGAGCAAUAUUGUUCCCGAAGUCCCAGGCUUGAUUGAACGCUCCAGACUCAUUGUCCCCAAGGUGUUGAUUGAGCGGUGUGUUGUUCGUGGUGUUGACACCAAGCCUCUGGCAGAAGCCCUCGAGGGUGCUUACAGCAAGGACCCCACCGUCCGACUGCAGGAAAUGCUCAAGUUUAACAUCUCGGAGACCCCGGCCCCUGAGCCCGAAGACCAUAACAUGGAUGGCGACAGCGAUGAGAAGGAGCGCAAGCCACGCGGCCCGCCUCCAGUAUCUGCGGCUGAAAAGGCAGAGAAGCUGCAUGCUUCUCUGCUUGUACAAGCAAUGUUGACGGUUUCGGGUCCCCUCAGUCAACUGGUUUACACAAGUCUGCUUGCACAAGCCCCCGAGACGAUCAUACAACUUGCCCAGGAGCCCACUACAUCCCGUGUCCUUCAGUCGGCGCUGACCUCUACAAGCUCAACGACCCAAAUUCGGCGACAGCUCACCACCCGCUUCCAGGGUCAUCUUGCCACCCUCGCUCUGAGCCCAAGCGGAUCACACGUGGUUGACGCUCUCUGGUCAGCGACCAAGGAUAUCUUCUUCGUCAAGGAACGCAUGGCCCAGGAGCUCGAGCGGAGUGAACAGACACUCCGCGAUUCAUUCGUGGGUCGCGCAGUUUGGCGCAACUGGUCUAUGGAUUUGUUCAAGCGCCGACGGGGCGAGUGGACUCGCAAAGCCAAGGGUCUUGAGGACCGAACUUUCACCAAUGAAGGAGCCGAGCGCCCCAAGUCCAAGAUUGAACAGGCGCGGGCUCGCUAUGCUGCUGCCAGAGAAGCCGCUGAAGCCGGAGCCACCGGUGCCAACCAAACUGCGGUGGCUAGUAAGAACUGA